Messenger RNA from Penicillium vulpinum, 510 nucleotides. RefSeq lists its product as uncharacterized. Lineage: Eukaryota; Fungi; Ascomycota; Eurotiomycetes; Eurotiales; Aspergillaceae. The record is from RefSeq and is a predicted model, not a curated record. The transcript has 2 exons. The coding region runs from base 1 to 510 and encodes 169 amino acids.
AUGUCAUUCAAACUAUUCACUCACCAACCUGCCACUCUCCUUCGGCUGGGUCUAGGGGUUGGCAUCGGUCUCUCUGCUGCAACUAUGCACCCCUUGUCACCCUUCCGCGCCGUCCCAAUGAAAUGCGAGUACGCCGUGCCUCAGCAAUCUGUCUUCAACAAAGAUUCAGGGUGGGCUGUAAACUCCGCCGAAUCUGUGGGCCAGAAGCAGCGCAGCGGGCAGACUGGGCUGUUGGACGCGGAGACGAUGCGCCAGGUUAGUUUGGGGAGUGUAUUGGGCCUUGUUGCUGGUGUUGGAUUGAGGGCAUUUUCGAAGGCUUUGGUUGUUAUUUUGGGUAUGGCGGUUGUCCUUAUUGAGUACGCUGCGUCUAAAGGGUACAAUGUUCUUCCGAUCAAUCGAAUUCAAAAAUAUGUUAAGCGUGUUGACUUGCGUCGCGCGAUGAGGGAAAAACGGCCGUUCAAGAUGAGUUUCGGCGCUAUGAUGGCGAUGGCGGCGUUUGCGAAUUUCUAG